AUGGCACCUACCACAUCUAAACCUUCGUUGGCAGUCUUCGGGCCUCAGACAGAGCUCUCUUCCCGAGAUGCCAUUGACCAAUUGAGGCAGGAGCUCAACCAGAAUCCUCAGCUAUUCGACGUCCUCAACGCCGCAAAGAACGGGGCCGAACUGUGGAAAACCCUCGUCAACUUUGAUCCUACCCUGAACCAUAUUCCAGGAGCCAAGCUGCUCGAUGAGCUCCGGGAUUGGGUGGUAGGAGAUAGCCCUUUACCAAGUCACAACUUUAACACAUUUCGUCUCCCGGUUACCGUUCUUCUCGAGAUCGCUCAGUACUUCCGCUACUUGAAGCAGCUGAAUGUUGUCAACCCUCAUCGCGUCUUCCUCGAAGGCGUCGAAACUGGUGGUGUCCUGGGCUUCUGUGUUGGAUUCCUCAGCGCAAUUGCGGUAGCUACCUCGGAGAGCGAAACUGAAGUCGCCUUCACCGCUGCCGCAGUCUUUCGUCUUGCUGUCAUUGUUGGUGCCUAUGUCGACAGUAACCAAUUUGAUACACAAGGGACAAAGCUAGGCUGUAUUGCUGUUCGAUGGAAGGGGGAUGAAGUUCAUGAACAAGAUAUCUCCAAUCUUGUCAGCACGUUUCCAAAGGCGUACACAUCAUGCACUAUAGAUGCAAAGUCUAUUACUGUCACCGCCAGCCUUUCUGAUAUACCCAGCCUGACUGAACAGCUGCGAGCACAUGGCUCCCAUGUGACCACUGUCAGCGUGGAAGGAGCCUUUCACUCGGACAUCCAUACCGCUGCUGCUGAAAAGAUCAAGAACUUCGCCGUGGGCCGUCCAGAUUUGAACUUGCCCAGUGUUGACAAGCUGCAAGCUCCACUCCGUUCUACUGUGGACGGUGAAAUCAUCACGAGCGGAUCCCUCCUCCAACACGCCCUCGAGAAUACCCUGCUGAAGCCCGCUGCGUGGUUCACAACGGUACAACGGGCAGUUUCUCAGCUAAAAGAGGGUCAUAAGACAGUUGCAUUUGCAGGAUUCGGGAAUCAUAUCCCGGCUUCGCUUGUCAGCGGUGCGGGCUUGCAUGUCUUGGAUCUGAAUAAGUUGACUGCGUCAGGUCUUCACGGUUUCCCCAAUGGGACAAGUACCAAGCCAGGAAACGGAGUUUCAGAUGCGCAAGACUCGGUGCCCUCUGAAUAUCCUCCUAACUCCAUUGCUAUCGUCGGUCUGUCUGGCAGAUUCCCUGGAGCAGAUUCGUUAGAUGAACUUUGGGAACUGCUGCUAUCAGGCAAAUCAAUGGCCGAACCUGCCCCCGUUGAAAAGUUUCAACUACCUACAACCGGCGAGUACGCGAAUACAAAAUGGUGGGGCAAUUUCCUCCGCGACUCUGAUGCCUUCGAUCAUAAAUUCUUCAAGAAGUCUCAGCGAGAGGCUGUCGCUUGGGAUCCUCAGCAACGGAUUCUUCUCGAGGUCGUCUACGAAGCCCUUGAAUCCGCAGGAUACUUCCGCGCCGGCGUCAAGCCAGAGCUAGAUGACUACGGAUGCUACAUCGGCGCUGUCAUGAACAACUACUACGACAACAUGUCUUGCCAGCCGACAACAGCCUACGCCACCAUCGGAACCUCGCGCUGCUUUAUCAGCGGGUGUGUUAGCCAUUUCUUCGGCUGGACUGGACCUUCCCUGACGAUCGACACGGCGUGCUCGUCUUCCCUCGUCGCGAUUAAUACCGCCUGCCGAGCAAUCUGGUCCGGUGAGUGCUCCCAGGCCGUGGCAGGGGGGACGAACGUGAUCACUAGUCCAUUCGAUUAUCGGAAUCUCAAAGCCGCCGGGUUCCUUAGUCCUACUGGACAGUGCAAGCCGUUUGAUUCCCAGGCAGAUGGGUACUGUCGUGGAGAGGGAGUUAGUGCGGUUGUUCUUAAGCCGCUGGCCGCCGCAUUGAAGGAGAAGGAUCAUAUCUUCGGUGUCAUUGUGGGGUCUGCGGCGAACCAGAAUCGGAAUUUCAGCCACAUCACCGUGCCUUAUUCGGGUUCACAGGUGAAGCUUUAUCAGAAUGUCAUGAGCCAGGCCGGGGUUCACCCGCACUCGGUGACGUACGUUGAAGCUCACGGAACUGGUACCGGUGUGGGGGACCCCGUUGAGUGUAACAGCAUUGCUGAAGCAUUUGGCGGCGCUUCAAGAGACAGCAUACUCCGCUUCGGCUCUAUCAAGGGUAACAUUGGGCAUACUGAAGCUACCGCCGGUAUUGCCGGGCUCGUCAAAGUCCUACUUAUGAUGGAGCAUGGUCAGAUCCCUCAGCAAGCGAGUCACAAGCAGCUAAAUCCGAAGAUUGCCUCAUUUUCGAAUGCGCGAAUGGAAAUCCCGCGUAGUUUGCUGCCCUGGAAUGCUCCAUUCUUCCUGGCCUGUGUCAACAGCUACGGUGCUGCUGGAAGUAAUGCAGCUGUUAUGGUUCGCCAGGGGCCAUCUUCUAGGAUUGAGCCGAUUGAAAACCUCAGGCAUUCUCCGAUUGGAACGAGAUAUCCUGUGUUUAUCUCUGCAGGCUCUUCGAGUAGUGCUCUUGCGUAUUCGGAGAAGCUUUCUACUUGGCUGAGGACACUUGGAUCUGAGGCUCGGGUCUCUGAUGUGGCAUUCAAUAUUGCUGAUAGAGCAAACCACUCGCUCUCGCAUUUCUUUUCGACGACUGUCGCCAGUAUCUCCGAGCUUAAGGACAAGUUGUCUACACUUUCGGCGACAGACGUCCUACCGAGUCCGAAACCUAUCGUCCUUGUAUUUGGGGGUCAGGAAAGCGAAUCAAUCGGGCUAUCUGAACAACUGUACCAGGCUUCAGUAUUGCUUCGAUAUCACCUCGACGCUUGUAACGAGAUCUUGAUCUCUUCCGGCUUUGAGAGCAUAUAUCCUGCAAUCUUCUCAAAGAGUCCAGUUGCGAACCUGACCACUCUGCACUCUGCGCUGUUCGCUAUCCAAUACGCUUCUGCAAAAGCUUGGAUUGAUAGCGGACUCAAGGUAGAUGCAGUCGUUGGCCACAGUUUCGGCCAACUCACAGCCCUAUGCGUCUCGGGCGUGCUGUCGCUCGCCGAUACCCUCAAACUUAUCUCUGGAAGGGCGUCAAUCAUGACAAAGCAGUGGGGUCCCGAACCAGGAUCUAUGCUCUUUGUCCAAGCAAAUAAGCAAACGGUUUUCAAACUUCUCAGUUCAGUCCACGGGAAUGUCGAAAUUGCCUGCUACAAUGGUCCAAAGAGCCAUGUGGUUGUUGGCUCUGCUAAGGAAAUUGAUGCACUGGAGACAUUCCUCUCAGAGAACCCUUCUUUUGGAGGAGGCUCGAUUCGUACAAAAAGACUUCAGGUCACCAAUGGGUUCCACUCAAGGUUCACAGAGCCCUUGCUACCGCAUCUUUCGGCUCUAUCCGCAGAAUUAAACUGGCAGGAACCUAAGAUCCAUCUUGAGCUCUGCACUGAAGGUGCGGAGAGUCCUGACUCCCGGGUACUAGCAAGUCAUACGAGACGCUCGGUUUUCUUCCAGCAUGCGAUUGAGAGGCUUGAGAAGAAGUUCUCUAAGAGUACAUAUCUCGAGGUUGGGCGAGGGUCUUCUGUCAUUCAGCUUGCCAAGGGCUGUGUGGCAGACAGCAACCAACAUCUGUUCUUAUCCCCUCAGCUCACGACGGCUAAUGCACUUGCUUCACUGACGGAUAUCACCGUGGACCUAUGGAAAGCAGGCUAUGCUGCGCAAUACUGGCUCUUCCAUCGCUCUCAGAAAUCAUCAUACCAAUUCCUGCGUCUUCCGUCGUAUCAGUUUGAGAAGACUCGCCACUGGCUUGGGUUCAUCGCUGGGAGAGGCGAGAAAGAAACAGCGCCAGAGCCGACUCCGGAACCUGAACCUGAGACUUAUGAACUCUUCAAGUUCCUGCGAUUCAACAACGACAAGAAGAGCAGCGCAGUAUUCCGUAUCGCGCCCCAGAGCGAUCGGUUCAAGUCCAUGCUGAAGGGCCACGUUAUGGGAGGCCAGUCUUUAGCACCGGCCUCUUUGUACUUCGAGGUCGUUGCUCGUGCUGCCUUGUUUCUCCAGUCAGAUACAUCAGCCACGACCUGGGUACCAGCUGUGCAGGAUCUCGUGAUGAAUUCGCCGAUCGGUCUUGACACAAACAAGGAGCUCCUUCUCACUCUGGAGCAAACGGAUGAUCCAACACCUUCUUGGUCAUUCUCAAUUACUACUCAACUACCUCCGAGUCAGACGGGCCGUGUCAGUGCACCAUUUGAGACAUCGACUGGACGGGUGUAUCUCCAGAGGCGUGAUGACUCCAAAGCUGCCCAGUUGUUCCAGCGCUUCGAAACUCUCACUGGGAUUGGUCGCUGCGAGGAGAUAAUGAACCAUCCGGACGCCGAAACAAUGGAAGGAAAGCACAUCUACCGCGCUUUCAACCACAUCGUGCACUACGCUGAAAACUUCCGCGGGAUCAAGAAAGUCGCGUGUCUGCGUCUGGAGGCCGCCGGGAAAGUGACGAUCGACGUGGACCCGAGCGAUCCAGUUGACCAGCGCCUCUGCGAUACGCCCAUGACUGAUAGUUUCAUGCAAUUCGCCGGAUUCCUGGUAAACUACUUCAACAAUGACAGUUUAGAGGAUGUCCUAGUGUGUUCAAAGAUUUCGCACAUUGAGAUUGGUGGGAACUUCGAUCCAGAUGCAAAGGAGUGGAUCGUUUAUUCCAAUAUGACUCGAGGAGGGCAGACUGAUGCCUCUGCCGAUGCGUAUGUCUUUGAAGCGAAGAGCAAGAAGAUGGUUAUGGCGGCCUUUGGGUUCCGGUUUUCGAAGAUGUCGCAGGCAUUGCUGACGAGGAUGUUAAAGAGCGUGAACAAAUCUGCGGCUGCUGAAACUCCUAGUAAGCCUGCCAGUCAUCAAAAGACGGACACAGUUUUGGUCAAGGAACCGGAACGCCCGAUCGAGGUUGCCAAGUCGUCCAAGCCUUCCAAGGCAGCUAAGAAGCAGCCUAGUAAGCGGGCAGAACUCUUCCAAAUCUUGAACAAUGUUACGGACGUACCCUUGGAAGAUAUGAAAGACGAAUCCUCUUUGGACGAUCUUGGAAUCGACUCUCUUAUGGCUACAGAAGUCAUGAACGAUAUUCGAGCAACACUUGGUCUCACAAUCGAUCUGGCCAGCUUCUUGUUCUGCCCAGACCUCAAGAGCCUCGUAGCUUAUGUUGAUUCGAAGUUCAACGGCGUUGAUGAGAGCUCCGAAGAAUCUAGUGGCGAAGAAUGGGCGCUUGUCGGUACGCCUUCAGAGGGUUCUACGCUGCCUACCCCAGGAGAAUUGAUCGACGAAGAGCUGGUCCCAAAGGAGGCAAAAGAGAGUUUUCCGUCAGGAGAGUUUGAAAGCAUACCAUCCAUCAAUUCCGCCUAUGGUUCAUUCAAGGAGAUUCAAUUCGCGUACGAUCAACUCGCGGAGGGGACACUCGCCGCCAACUUUUGGGCUGAAGCGUACCCGGACCAGAGGCGGCUUGUUCUUGCAUACGUCGUUGAAGCAUUCGCGAAGCUUGGCUGUGAUCUCGCGAGACUGAACCCUGGUGAUGCUGUACCUGUGGUGCCUGCUCUCGAUAGGCACAAGCAGCUAGUGCGUCAGUAUCACCGUGUACUUGAGGAUGGAGAAUUGAUCUCCCCCACGGAAGAUGGCUUCAUUCGGACGGGUGUGCCGGUUGAUCCAACACUCGCUGAAGACAUAUACCAGGAGAUUGUCGACCUCUGGCCGCAACAUAAGGUCGUGACGCAGCUUGUGAAGGUGAUCGGAGCAAAGCUUGCUGAAUGUCUUCGUGGGGAUAUCGAUGGUCUCCAGUUGAUAUUUGGGGACAGAGCGAACAAGCUACUUCUAGAGGAUAUGUACGAGAACUGGCCUCUUCUUCGAACUCCGACAUUACUCCUGGGAGACUUUCUCAAAACCGCUUUCUCCAACUCGAAUGGAAGUGGGAAAUUUCGAAUUCUUGAGAUCGGGGCUGGAACUGGGGGUACGACAAAGCACAUCAUCAAGUACCUCAGAAGCCACGGCAUUCCCUUCGAGUAUGUCUUCACCGAUCUCUCAACGUCGCUAGUUACAGCUGCGAAGAAGAAGUUCAAGGAUGCCAGUGAAAUGUCCUUUGAGGUGUUGGAUAUCGAGAAAGCUCCAAAACGGGAGUAUGAGAACGCUUUCCACAUGAUCAUUGCCACGAAUUGUAUUCAUGCGACAAGGAGCUUGAACCAAUCCCUUGUGACCCUUAACAAAAUGGUCCGCGACGAUGGCGCCAUUGCCCUUGUUGAGAUCACAAGAAACCAGUUCUGGCUUGAUAUUGUUGUUGGAUUGUUCGAGGGAUGGUGGCUAUUUGAGGAUAACCGCACGCAUGCUUUGGUGAAUGAGAAACAUUGGGAAAAGGAGAUGAAGGCAGCUGGCUUCAAGGAAGUUCUGUGGACGGAUGGCGAGUCCCCCGAGUCAAAGACCGUCCGGGUAAUUGCUGCUUUCAAAUCACCCCCCGUCGAGAUCAAAAAACCCACGGUGAAGGCGGCUGUUGAGACAGUCGUAUACAAGACAAUUGGGGACACGAAGAUCCAUGCUGACGUCUACUACCCCCUUGACCCGGUUCCGGCACACACAAAACUGGCAGUCGCUCUGAUGAUACAUGGAGGUAGCCAUAUCAUCUUCUCCCGCAAAGACAUUCGACCAGCUCAGACUCGCCUCCUGCUGGAAAAGGGGUUUCUCCCGGUGAGCCUGGAUCAUCGGCUCUGUCCUGAAGUGAGACUUGUCGAUGGACCUAUGGUCGACGUUUGUGAUGCACUUGAUUGGGCGAGAAACAAACUGCCGCAUAUCAAACUCCCGAAUGAGGGAAUCCAGAUUGAUGGUGAGAGGGUCGUCGUCGUCGGAUGGUCUUCUGGUGGACAAUUGGCAAUGUCAUUGGCCUGGACUGCUCCGCAAAGAGGGCUGAGGCCACCAGAGGCAAUCCUGGCAUUUUACUGCCCGACAAACUAUGAAGAUGAUUGGUGGAGAAAUCCCAUCCAGCCCAUCGGCGCAGAAGAUCAGGGAGAUGAAUACGAUCCGCUAGAAGCAAUCCAAGAUGAGCCCAUCACCAACUACGGUAUCGUCGGGGCCUGGGAGCCACUAUCGGACCCCCGCAUCCGCACCGACCCCCGAUGUCGCAUCGUUCUGCACAUCAACUGGAAAGCCCAAACGCUGCCCAUAAUUAUUGGUGGCCUCCCAAGCAAGAAGAAGAGCGCAGGCCUUAACGUCCGAGACUGGAAUGCUCUGCCACAGCCUUCUCUGGAGGAAAUCGUCCGUGUCAGUCCACGCGCCCAGAUCUUGCGGGGCAAUUACCAGACUCCCACAUUCUUGAUUCAUGGAACGAGUGAUGAUUUGAUCCCUUGGCAGCAAUCUCAAGAUACGUAUAGCGCACUUCGGGACGCAGGGGUCACUGCUGGUUUGGCUUUGAUUGAUGGGGCUCCGCAUAUUUGUGAUCUGAGCAGUAACCCUGAGUCAGAGGGUUGGAAGGCGGCGAUUCAGGGGUACGAGUUUAUCAGUAACUAUGUGUGA
Penicillium subrubescens is the source of this 7506-nucleotide messenger RNA. RefSeq names its product Acyl transferase/acyl hydrolase/lysophospholipase. The record is from RefSeq and is a predicted model, not a curated record. NCBI's taxonomy places the organism in Eukaryota, Fungi, Ascomycota, Eurotiomycetes, Eurotiales, Aspergillaceae. Gene Ontology annotation, molecular function: hydrolase activity; fatty acid synthase activity; 3-oxoacyl-[acyl-carrier-protein] synthase activity. Gene Ontology annotation, biological process: fatty acid biosynthetic process; secondary metabolite biosynthetic process. The transcript has 6 exons. The coding region runs from base 1 to 7506 and encodes 2501 amino acids.